AUGGAGGCGCUGGGCAUGGACUGGCUGCUGGAGCCGCUGCACCAGCUGGUGUCGUGGGGCGCGGCUGGCGCCAUGGUCUUCGGCGGCGUGGUGCCCUAUAUCCCUCAGUACCGGGACAUCCGCAGGACGCAGAACGCCGAUGGCUUCUCCACCUACGUGUGUCUGGUGCUGCUGGUGGCCAACAUCUUAAGGAUCCUCUUCUGGUUCGGAAGACAGUUUGAAUCUCCUCUCCUGUGGCAGAGCAUAAUCAUGAUCUUGGCCAUGCUGCUGAUGCUGAGAGUCUGCACCCAGGUACGGGUGGCCAACGAGCUGAACCUCAAACGCCGCUCCUUUGCAGAUAGUAAGGAUGAAGAGCUCAGAGCCCCCCUCAGGCGGUCCUACCUGGACUUCGACCCUCACCAUUUUUGGCAUUGGAGCAGUUUCUCGGACUACGUGCAGUGCAUGCUGGCCUUCUCGGGCGUGGCGGGUUACAUCACCUACCUGUGCAUCGACUCGGCCCUCUUCGUAGAGACGCUGGGCUUCCUGGCUGUGUUCACCGAGGCCAUGCUGGGCGUGCCACAGCUGUGUCGCAACCACCGCCAUCGUUCCACCGAGGGGAUGAGCAUCAAGAUGGUGCUGAUGUGGACCAGCGGUGACACCUUCAAGACUGCCUACUUCCUGCUGAAUCGCGUGCCGUUGCAGUUCUCCGUCUGCGGACUGCUGCAGGUGUUCGUGGACCUGGCCAUCCUGCUGCAGGCCUAUACCUAUGCCCGCCGGCCCCCAAAGCCCAUGCCCCACCCUGCCCACCCUGUCAGUGCCAAGGCGCUCUGA
Molecule: messenger RNA, 810 nt
Organism: Chrysochloris asiatica (Cape golden mole)
Lineage: Eukaryota; Metazoa; Chordata; Mammalia; Afrosoricida; Chrysochloridae
Gene: SLC66A2
Product: PQ loop repeat containing 1
Exons: 5
Coding region: 1-810 (269 amino acids)
Biological process (GO): phospholipid translocation; retrograde transport, endosome to Golgi
Cellular component (GO): endosome; trans-Golgi network
Source: RefSeq, a predicted model, not a curated record